AUGAGUUCGAAUGAUUCCAUUGCCUUCAAAAGACUGAGACCAUCAUGUGUUGCUGUUUCCAGAAACGCUUUUCUGCCUCAUUCGUCUUUUAAUCCAGAUUCUACGGAACUGCUUAGCUCGCUAGAAGAAUUGAAUAAAGAACUGAAAGAGUGCCAUAAAGACUUUGGGGAGUUAUCUGUACCAAUUGCAGAUUAUGUUUUUGUUCCACUUGCUGCUGUAUUGAAACAGGAGUCAUUGGGUGACACCAAUACUAGAGAAGUCUUGAGAUCAAUUGCCCUAUUGGUCAGAAUAUGCUGGAGUCGUCCAGGUGCAUUUCCAUUAGAAAAAGCCAGACAGCUGUCGCUAAUAUCCACUUACCUUAUUAGUUCAGAUAAAGAAAAUUCGAGGUUGCUAUUGAAAACGGGGGAUUUUAAAGCAACUGGAAUUGACACUUUGGCAGCAUUGGUGCAUGCCCUAUCAAUCCAAAGGUCCUCUGGAAUAUACCACUUUUUCGAGCAAAAAGAGAAUCUGCCUCAAUUUGGACAUAUGGUAACGAUUUUGCUUGAUUUAUUACUUGAUGAAUCCCUAGAGCACGAGCUUAAACUAGUUGUCAUUUCUAUUUUACGUGAAUUAUAUGCAUCUGUGGUAGCCGAUGGGGAAAUCCUAUCGUUUGUUUUACCCGGAAACAUAUCUAGUCUUUCCAAGUUACUUGCAAAACCAGGCUUAGUUGUAAACUACAAAUUAGUCUGCGCUAUUUUAGAUUUAUUGGCGGAAUUGCUGUCCCUAGUUUAUAAUGAUGCCGAUUUACAAAUCUCUUCUGUCAAGAUCAAUAGCAUUACCGAUAUUGUACUAUACAAUGAACAGGGAUCUUUGAGAAAAGAUCAUGCAGGCUAUGCUCGGGAGGUUAGAAAGAAAUGCCCUCACAGAGAUAACAAGUGGCUGAAAGGCACAUCGGGCCAAGUAAAGCGUGCACUGGAUAUGGUUCUGCCAAAGCUUCUACGAAGAAACAACCCACAAAUCAAACAGAAAUUGAUAGAAUUUGCACAAUCAUUGCUUAAAAAUUGCGGAGAGGCAUUAUACCAAUGCCAAGAGUUAUUGGUCACUUUGGUUUUGUCAUCAGACGAAAACGAGUCACAGAUUACAGAUGCAUCAUUGCAUAGGUUUGAAUCCACAAUUGAAGCGCUCUUAAUAGGAAAUUUAAGCGGGUUUGACUCAAUAAUCCAGCGCAAUGACUAUACAACCUUGGAAACUAUGCGUCGUGCAAUAUUAGCAAAGGCAUCGGUUGGACCAUUAGAAGUAGCAUUUAUUAAUAAUAUGCUUGGGAAUUUUCAUGAAUCCUUAAAUGGCUACAUCACACAGGCGACAAUGAGACUUGGUCAGGUGAAGAUUAAAGAACAAUCUAGUCAGUUGAUAGUUACUUCAUAUGCGUUUCAAGAUGACGAGGAAUUGCAGACACAACAGUUGUUACCUGCUCUUGACAAAUUAUUUGAACGUUCUUUGAGCAGAUUGAUAACUGCCAUAGGAUCUCGUUGUGCUACUGAAGCUCUUGAUGCAUUGGUAGAUUCGCUUCUGUCCUCACAUGAUGACGACAAUUCUAUAAUGUUAGCUGUGUGGAUUUCCUCUAGGUUAAUUGAAGGAUACGCUACAAAUGUCACAGGAUUAUACAGCGCAGAACAAUACCUGGUUAUAGAAACGGAAGUUAGUGAACAUGGACUUCAAUGCGUAUACUCAUUGCUAGAACAAUGUCAACAAUUACUCAAUAUCUCUACUACAAAAAUUUCUAGUGAUACAGCUUUACCAAAGUCUAACGAAACAAUGGCUAUUUUGUCGCUAAAUGGUAUUCUGACAUCUAUUAGAACACUAGGGGAAGCUUUCAAGGAAGAAUUAAUAGACUACUUGUACCCCAUUGUAGAUUGCCUUGCAUCACCCUCCGAAAACAUAAGGACCACUGCUCAAUCGGUUAUUACAGAGUUGAGCAAUAUUAUGUACGGUGGUUCUAUUGAAAACCUGCUGUUAGACAAUGUAGACUACAUUACUGAUUGUAUUGCCAUCAGAUUGGAUAACUGCGUGAUUGAUCGUGUGAGUACCAUAUUAGGCGUUAUAUGCAAACUUGCUGGUUAUGAGAUAGUCACCCAGUUCCAAGAUAUUUUGGAGAAAAUGUUCAGGAUGUUAGACUUUUAUCAUGGAUACGACGACUUAUGUUUGGAAUUUUUCCAACUUUUUGAAGUAAUAGUUGAUGAAAUGAAGCGUAAGUACUUUGCUAGUAACGAUAGUAAUUUGCCUCUCACAAACCACCACAUUACCAGGAGCAGUUUUAAACCUUGGGGAAUGGAUAAUAUAGAACAGGUUAUAACUUUAUUGGAUACAAAAAACUUCCAAACCGAUGUUAAUGAUACCGUAGGCGAAGAUGAGGAGCAUAUUACACCUGAAGAGUACUUUCGCCAACGAAUGGAAAGGGACAGUGAUGACGAGGAUGACAACGAGGACGACGAAGCUUUCGAAGAUGGCUGUAGUAGCGCUUCUAAAGAGAAAGUUAUCAAUACUCCUAAGGAAGACGAGUGGAAUUCUCCAAUUAGUAGGAAAUCUUAUCUCAUUCUACUUCAGAUCCUUGUAUAUGGGGAUAGACUUCUCACACAUCCUUCACGACAACUCAAAGUUCAGAUACUAAAAGUUACUAAGAAGAUAAUACCAAUGCUUGCAACCCAGUACAACUCAAUGCUACCCAAGAUUGCACGGAUGUGGGACUUGAUAGUUGCACAAUGCAUAAGCGAUGACUACUCAACAGCAAAAGAAGCAUUUAGGGUGAUUGAUGUCAUGAUCGAAUAUAGUGGUGAUUUUUUGACUAAGAGAUUUAGUGAUCUUUGGGAGACAUUAAAGGAAAAAUCACAAUUCAUCGAUGCAAAAUCGUACUCAAGUACACCUAAGGACUUAUUAUCGAGGACUAGUAUGGUUUCAAUUGAAAAGAAGGCGCUUAAUCCCAUACAAGAAGUCCGUUUAAGUAUGUGUAAGGCUUUAAUUACAGGAGCCUCUACUUGCGAAUUACACCUUCCAGAUGAAAAAUUGAGUGAAAUGUUAAACUACAUGAACUAUUAUAAUAUAAUACCAUACCUAGAUCCCUCACAUACGCUAUCAGCUCACUGCAUUGAUAUAUUAUACUCCAUAUAG
This is a messenger RNA of Eremothecium sinecaudum, 3144 nucleotides long. RefSeq names its product Tti1p (gene TTI1). The record is from RefSeq and is a predicted model, not a curated record. Lineage: Eukaryota; Fungi; Ascomycota; Saccharomycetes; Saccharomycetales; Saccharomycetaceae. The transcript has a single exon. Bases 1 to 3144 code for a protein of 1047 amino acids. Gene Ontology annotation, cellular component: cytoplasm. Gene Ontology annotation, biological process: chromatin remodeling.